This is a messenger RNA of Hylaeus volcanicus, 3513 nucleotides long. It is a transcript of the gene Tti1, whose product is annotated as TELO2-interacting protein 1 homolog. The record is from RefSeq and is a predicted model, not a curated record. Gene Ontology annotation, cellular component: cytoplasm. Lineage: Eukaryota; Metazoa; Arthropoda; Insecta; Hymenoptera; Colletidae. The coding region runs from base 314 to 3460 and encodes 1048 amino acids. Gene Ontology annotation, biological process: chromatin remodeling. The transcript is spliced from 13 exons.
CUAUCAGAGUUAGGAUUCUUAAAUAUUCAUUUUUAUAUGCAGUCGAUAAAUCUGGUCGCAGAACAUGAUCAGUAAAAAUAAGAAAUAAACAUAUGUCAAGAAUUGAGAUAUUUAUUUUGUAAAUAAUACAAAUUAUUAUAUACCUAUCACCCCAAAUCUGUAAUGCUUUCUGUAAUUGAGGUUCCGUAAAAUAAACUUAAAACUCAUAUAUUCAAUGUUUUCAAAUGUAAGGUUAUAAAAUGCACAUCAAUGGACAUUGUUGAAGUCGUUCAAGAACUUUAAUUGUUUCGUAUAUUUUCUCUGUUACACAAAAAUGGAACGUUAUCAAAUACAGGAGGCAUUUACUGUGUUAAAGCCACUUUGCGAUUCUUUAAUGAAAAAUCCAAAUGUUGAUACUGCACGAAAUGUUGCUAAUGUCGUAACAAAAAUUUCGAAUAAAGUUGUUCAAGAUUUGUUUGAAUAUAUUUUGUUUCCUUUAAUUACGCAUUUACCGAAUGAAAGUUUGAGUAAAGGUACAAAAGAAGAACUGGUAAAAACAACGCAGGCAAUCAUAUCAAGAGCAAAAAUAUCAAACCUAGAAUAUUUCAAUAAAUUGUAUUCGUGUCUUUUGAUACAAAUUUAUGACAGAACCCAACAAAGUAUGGUUAUCACAGGUCAUGAAGAAUUAAAAGAAGCAGUACUCUCGUGCAUUAAAACUUUGAUGCACUCCUGUUUUACAGAAGUUACGGAAUCAUUAUAUAUCAGAGACAAUGCCUCAAAAAUAGGUCAAGGAAUAUUAUUGUCUUUAACAAUAGGCAGAACUGAAAAAUCACGUUCCCUUAGAUUGAAAGCAGUAGAAGCAGUAAUGGCUUUAUGCCAAGUGGAUGAUGAAGCAGAUAGAUCUGAUAUUAUCCUACAAGAUCAAAUAGCCGAUGUUAUUAUGUUAUUUUUACCUGGCAUUGUUAGUGGCUUACAAGAAAUAGCUAUGGGAUGUGAAAUACAAGGACACAAACUUACAAUGGUAGCACUAAGAGCUUGGGGUAGAAUAAUAUCCCUUGUUAUGAAAGAUAAACUAGAAGAUGAUGCACUAUCAUUAAGUAUUCUCACUCAAGUAAAUAAUGACAAACACACUAAUCAAUUAGAAAGCUCGUAUACGAAAGAUCGUAACGAAAUCGAGAAACAUCUGAAAAGUACAACAAGAACGAAAGAAUGGUUUAACGCUAGUGCAAUUAAGCUUAAUGUACUUAUGCAACAGUUGGAUGUGUUAAAACGGCAUUCUCAUCAUAAAGUUAGAAAGGAAUUAGUCGAAGUCAUUCAUUUGCUGCUUACAACAUGCUCUAGGAAUAUGAAACCAAAUGUUAUGUUAUUAAUAGAGUACCUAAUAUCUCUAUCUGAAGAUGAAUUUACAGAAAUUCGAGAGGAAGCUGAAAAAACACUAAAUCAAAUUAACAUAAGCUACAUGCAAAAUACGAAUAUGAGACCUUUGGUGGAAUUAUUGGAAGAAAACUUUUAUAACUUGCUUACAAGUUUACCUAGGAUUAUCAGGAGAUCUGAUGACAAUGAUCAAUUAUCGUGUUUAAAUCAAAUUGCCGGUUAUUUAAAACUCCUUGGAGAACAGAGAUUGCCUCGGAUUAUGAUGUCUGCGCCACAUAUACGAAGAUUAUUAUUGGCACUUGUUUAUGUAUCUGAGAUAGAUUACAGCAAUAUUUCCUUACUACAAGUAAUAAAUGUCAAGGAUCUUGAAGAUCCAGCAUAUUCAUAUGGAUCACAUUUGUGGAGAAGGUUUAAAUUCAUUCAAAACAAGUCAUGUGAAGAGAAAGUUGUAGCGAUAUGUAAAUAUCUCGGAAAAUUUGGGGAUCUUCGAAUCUUAGUAGAUACCAUUCUUGGACUCAUACUUGAUGUUCCACAACAUAAAAAAGAAUUAUUCUUGUUACUCAACUGGAUUAUACAUGUUCCAGUUAAAGAUCCCUCAUAUUUGUCAAUUUACACGGAAGUUGUAGAGUUUUAUAUAAAUCCAGAAGUAUGGCAUUCAGCAGUUGAAAGUACCAAAGAUGUACCUUUACGUAUUGCUCAAAGCAAUGUAGUGCAAUGUUGCUUAUUGUUAGAAGGCUUGGGAUUAAUAGCUCAAACCUUGGAGCAUGAUUAUGAUAGAUUUCUUCUCAAAACUUUAUAUCUGGUUAUAGAAAGAGCAGGAAGUGGGCAUAGCAUAAUUAGUUUUACCGGAACUCAGACAUUGGAACAUAUCGCGAAAUCCCUGAAAUAUAAUUCAGUGGGAGAUCUACUUCGUGCAAAUGUUGAUUACUUUUCAUAUCAUGUAACUAUAAAAUUGCGUAGGGUGGAACGCAAUCCUGGUGUACUCGAUGUUGUUGGUGUUGUCAUGAAGUAUAGUACAAUGGAUGUGUUGCCUUGCCUUAAAGAAAUCGUAGAAGAUGUACUUUCACAACUGAACAAUAGUUUUCAAACGAAAAACUCCUAUGCUUUUUUAAAAGUGUUUUACACAUUUACAAUUUGUAUAAAAAAAUUAAUAAAUCCUAAACGUGUACCAAUCAUACAAGAACAAAAUGAAACUGUUGAAAAUGAAUCUUCGAAAAUUAUUAAAUCUCUGUUGGAAUAUUAUGAAGCAAGGAAAAUCGAUGAAGAGAUAGAAGAAGAUCCUAGCAUAAAUAUAUCCGAGGAAGAAAAAAUGGAAGCAGGAGAAACUGGGGAUCAAAUAGAUUUCACUGAGCAGGAAGAACAAAAACAAAACGUCCCGUCUUAUAUAAAAAUGAUCGAAGACGUGAUGAAACACUGUUUACAUUUUUUACCAUCCAAGGACAUACAAAAAUCAUUAAUUGCAAUGUCCACAUUACAAGAAGGUCUCGAAAUAUUAGCAGAAUGGGAAAAUCAGUUGUUACCUAUUGUACAUUUGCUUUGGCAUCCAUUAGUAGAUCGAUUUCACGAUGAAAAUGUAUUGAUAAUCAAUCGAGCGUGGCAACUAUUAAACAUUCUCGGUUAUCUCUCGAAAGAUUUUAUCCGAUCGAGAACGCUCAAACAAGUGUUGCCAGCACUUUCAAAGUUCUUGGCUAGUUCUGCUAAAGAAAGUUAUAACAAGAGCUCCGCAAAUAUUUAUAAAUUUACACAGACUUAUAAAUUACAGAAAGAAUUGCUUUCUACAUUAGGUCAAACCACAAAAAAUUUAAAUCUUCUCGAAAGAGAAACAUGGAAUGUUUUGUGUUCUGCAGAGCCCUAUCUCAGUAAAAAUCAGCAUCCCACGUUACAAGCAUGUUGCUUGCAAUUAUAUAAGGAAAUUGCCGAUUAUAAUGGGGACAUUGCCUGGGUGAAAUGCCUUAGCAUUUUUAAUUCAAGAGUAUUAAAAAUUCCUUCUGAUGCAACAUUUGAUAUGCUCCACUUAACGAUGACUGAAAAUAAUUUAACAAGCGAGUACUAUCGAAAUAUACAAAUUAUUAUAAAAUAUAUUCAAGAUAUGGAUUUAUGUCUAUAAAUAUGACAAAAUCCAAAUUUGUUCACUAAAUAAAUAAAAUAAUUAUGAAUGAC